Molecule: messenger RNA, 3496 nt
Organism: Mesoplodon densirostris (Blainville's beaked whale)
Lineage: Eukaryota; Metazoa; Chordata; Mammalia; Artiodactyla; Ziphiidae
Gene: POLR1B
Product: RNA polymerase I subunit B
Exons: 15
Coding region: 54-3461 (1135 amino acids)
Biological process (GO): DNA-templated transcription
Cellular component (GO): RNA polymerase I complex; nucleus
Molecular function (GO): DNA binding; ribonucleoside binding; DNA-directed RNA polymerase activity
Source: RefSeq, a predicted model, not a curated record
UGCUUUCCGGCGCGUGUGAAGCCGUUGCUGGCAUCCGGUGUGCAGGCGGACUCAUGGAUCCCGGCGGCCGGUGGCGGCACCUACCCAGUGGGCCCAGCCUAAAGCACUUGACCGACCCCUCUUACGGGAUCCCGCGGGAGCAGCAAAAGCCAGAGUUGCAGGAGCUGACGCGGGCGCAUGUCGAGUCCUUCAACUACGCUGUGAGCGAGGGGCUCAGCCACGCGGUGCAGGCCAUCCCUCCCUUUGAGUUUGCUUUCAAAGAGGAGCGGAUCUCUCUCACUAUUGUGGAUGCUGUCAUCAGUCCACCCACAGUUCCAAAAGGGAGCAUCUGUAAAGAGCUCAAUGUUUAUCCAGCAGAAUGCCGGGGCCGAAGGAGCACCUACCGGGGAAAGCUGACAGCCGAUAUCAGCUGGGCAGUGAAUGGAAUCUCAAAAGGAGUCAUUAAACAGUUUCUUGGCUAUGUUCCCAUCAUGGUGAAAUCCAAGCUUUGCAACUUAUACAACCUUCCUCCAAAAGCCCUCAUCCAGCACCACGAGGAAGCAGAGGAAAUGGGAGGCUAUUUUAUAAUCAAUGGCAUCGAAAAAGUCAUCCGAAUGUUGAUUAUGCCUCGCAGAAAUUUCCCCAUCGCAAUGGUAAGACCAAAAUGGAAGAGCAGAGGGCCUGGCUAUACUCAGUAUGGAGUUUCAAUGCACUGUGUGAGGGAAGAACAUUCCGCCGUCAAUAUGAACCUUCACUACUUGGAAAAUGGCACGGUUAUGUUGAACUUUAUUUACCGGAAAGAACUGUUUUUUUUUCCUUUGGGAUUUGCACUUAAGGCACUUGUCAGCUUUUCCGAUUAUCAGAUUUUUCAGGAGGUCAUCAGAGGAAAGGAAGAUGACUCUUUCUUUAGGAACUCUGUUUCUCAGAUGUUAAGGAUCGUAAUGGAAGAGGGAUGUUCCACACAAAAACAGGUCCUUAGCUAUCUGGGUGAACGCUUCAGAGUAAAACUCAAUCUUCCUGACUGGUACCCAAAUGAACACGCUGCAGAGUUUCUCUUCAACCAGUGCAUCUGUAUCCACCUGAAAUCCAACACUGAAAAGUUUUACGUGCUUUGUCUCAUGACCCGGAAGCUCUUUGCUUUAGCCAAAGGAGAGUGCAUGGAGGAGAAUCCUGACAGUUUAGUGAAUCAAGAGGUCCUGACCCCCGGGCAGCUCUUCCUCAUGUUUCUGAAGGAAAAAUUGGAAGCUUGGUUAGCAUCUAUUAAAAUAGCUAUAGACAAGAAGGCUCAGAAGACCAAUGUGUCCUUAAACACUGAAAAUUUGAUGAAGAUUUUAAAUCUGGGAACAGACCUUACAAAACCAUUUGAAUAUCUUCUUGCUACUGGGAAUCUACGUUCUAAAACAGGUCUUGGCUUCCUGCAAGAUUCCGGACUUUGUGUUGUGGCUGACAAGCUGAACUUCAUACGCUAUCUCUCCCAUUUCCGCUGUGUGCACAGAGGGGCAGAUUUUGCCAAGAUGCGGACCACCACGGUACGCAGGCUGCUGCCAGAGUCCUGGGGUUUCCUUUGCCCCGUGCACACCCCCGACGGGGAGCCCUGUGGUCUGAUGAACCACUUAACCGCCAUAUGUGAGGUCGUCACACAGUUUGUGUAUACAGCAUCUAUUCCAGCUUUGCUCUGCAACUUGGGCGUCACUCCAGUUGAUGGAGUUCCACAUCGGCCGUACAGCGAGUGCUACCCUGUCCUGCUGGACGGUGUCAUGGUUGGCUGGGUGGAUAAGGAGCUCGUUCCUGGCAUUGUCGAUUCUCUCCGACAUUUUAAGGUUUUGAGAGAAAAAAGAAUUCCUCCCUGGAUGGAGGUGGUCCUGAUCCCCAUGACAGGAAAACCAAGUCUGUACCCAGGAUUGUACCUUUUUACCACUCCUUGUAGACUGGUGCGGCCUGUGCAGAACUUGGAAUUGGGCAAAGAAGAACUAAUUGGAACUAUGGAACAGAUCUUCAUGAACGUUGCCAUCUUUGAGGAUGAGGUUGUGCCUGGCGUCACCACCCACCAGGAGCUCUUCCCUCACAGCCUGUUGAGUGUGAUCGCCAACUUCAUCCCCUUCUCUGAUCACAACCAGAGUCCGAGAAACAUGUACCAGUGCCAGAUGGGUAAGCAGACUAUGGGCUUUCCACUCCUCACUUUUCAAGACCGGUCAGAUAAUAAACUGUAUCGUCUUCAGACUCCACAGAGCCCUUUAGUGAGACCAUACAUGUAUGAUUAUUAUGACAUGGAUAACUAUCCAAUUGGGACAAAUGCCAUUGUUGCUGUUAUUUCUUACACUGGCUAUGAUAUGGAAGAUGCCAUGAUUGUGAAUAAGGCCUCUUGGGAACGAGGCUUUGCCCAUGGAAGUGUCUACAAGUCCGAAUAUAUAGAUCUGUCUGAAAAAAUCAAACAAGGAGAUGAUAGUCUGGUGUUUGGAGUCAAACCUGGUGACCCACGGAUUCUGCAGAAGUUGGAUGAUGACGGAUUGCCAUAUAUUGGAGCACAACUGCAGUAUGGAGAGCCGUAUUACAGCUACCUAAACCUCAACACCGGGGAAAGCUUUGUGAUGUACUAUAAGAGUAAAGAAAAUUGUAUUGUGGAUAACAUCAAAGUGUGCAGUAAUGACACUGGAAAUGGCAAAUUCAAGUGUGUUUGCAUCACGAUGAGAGUCCCUCGGAACCCCACUAUCGGGGAUAAAUUUGCCAGUCGUCACGGGCAGAAGGGCAUCUUGAGCAGACUGUGGCCAGUUGAGGACAUGCCAUUCACCGAGAGUGGGAUGGUCCCGGACAUUCUGUUCAACCCUCACGGUUUUCCAUCCCGCAUGACCAUCGGGAUGUUGAUUGAGAGUAUGGCAGGGAAGUCUGCAGCUUUACACGGUCUCUGCCAUGAUGCCACGCCCUUCAUCUUCUCAGAGGAGAACUCGGCCCUGGAAUACUUUGGUGAGAUGCUGAAGGCUGCUGGCUACAACUACUAUGGCACUGAGAGGUUGUAUAGUGGCAUCAGUGGGCUAGAGCUGGAUGCAGACAUCUUCAUAGGUGUGGUUUAUUACCAACGCUUACGCCACAUGGUGUCAGACAAAUUCCAAGUUAGGACAACAGGAGCCAGAGACAAAGUCACUAACCAGCCCAUCGGGGGAAGAAAUGUCCAGGGUGGAAUCCGUUUUGGGGAGAUGGAGCGGGAUGCUCUUUUAGCUCACGGUACAUCUUUCCUCCUUCACGACCGGCUCUUCAACUGCUCGGAUCGGUCUGUAGCCCACGUGUGUGUGAAGUGUGGUAGUUUGCUCUCCCCGCUGUUGGAGAAGCCACCCCCAUCGUGGUCCACCAUGCGCAACAGGAAGUACAGCUGUGCUCUGUGUCAUCGCAGUGACACCAUCGAUACUGUUUCUGUGCCUUACGUCUUUCGGUAUUUUGUAGCUGAACUGGCAGCUAUGAACAUCAAAGUGAAACUGGAUAUCGUUUAACUUGACGCUGGCCUUUUUUUUUUUUUUUUUUUUUU